Colletotrichum chrysophilum is the source of this 531-nucleotide messenger RNA. RefSeq lists its product as uncharacterized. The transcript is spliced from 2 exons. The coding region runs from base 1 to 531 and encodes 176 amino acids. The record is from RefSeq and is a predicted model, not a curated record. Lineage: Eukaryota; Fungi; Ascomycota; Sordariomycetes; Glomerellales; Glomerellaceae.
AUGAAAGUUUUCAACUUCUUCCUCAUCCCCAUCUUCUGCGUUGCGCUUGCUGCGCCCGCACCUUCGCAGAACCAGUGCAUCGCAAAUACGCCAAACGUGCUACAGUACUCCGCGCCCGAUGGAUCGAUUGUUCAAGAAAAGGGCUGCGGCCUUGCUAUCCCACGAGACACUCCCGAGGCUACUGCAGCGAUCGCGAAGCGUGGCUGGUUCGACACACUCCAGGUGGUGUGGAUCAUCACGCUUUCCGACUCGAGGGACCUCAUCAUCCGAACGCUUCUUAGCAUGUUCAACACCGACAUCAAACUGUUCACAGAAGUGGAGGGCAUGGGCGUCACCAUCGACGACGUCACUCAGCAAGCCAGCCAGGUCUCGUUCAAGUUGAAUGCGAGAGGAACAUGGGGCAACGCGUCUGCAAGCUUCGUCUACAAUUAUGUCAACGGAGGCAUCACCACUUUCGUACCAGGGGGUGCCCAGGAUGCCAAUGGGAAUAAUCUGACGGUCAACACUAAUUACUGUCACGCUAGGCAGUAG